Messenger RNA from Aspergillus puulaauensis, 1461 nucleotides. RefSeq names its product xenobiotic compound monooxygenase, DszA family. NCBI's taxonomy places the organism in Eukaryota, Fungi, Ascomycota, Eurotiomycetes, Eurotiales, Aspergillaceae. Gene Ontology annotation, molecular function: oxidoreductase activity, acting on paired donors, with incorporation or reduction of molecular oxygen; monooxygenase activity. The record is from RefSeq and is a predicted model, not a curated record. The transcript has 4 exons. Bases 1 to 1461 code for a protein of 486 amino acids.
AUGGGUGAAGUCAAUGCUACAGGCGGCCAAAGCGGCGCACAGAAUGGAAAGAAAAAGAUUAUCUUGAACGCAUUUGAUAUGUCCACCGUUGGACAUCUAUCUCCCGGGCAAUGGAAAAACCCAAACGACAAGUCAGCAACGAAGCGAAAGCUGACAUACUGGAUUGAGUUGGCGAAGCUGCUGGAGCGCGGAGGCAUCAAUGCCUUGUUCCUGGCUGAUACCUAUGGUGGUUAUGAUACGUAUGAAGGAAAGCUGGACGAGUGUAUUCGGCGAGCGGCACAAUGGCCCGUUACAGAUCCGACAAUCCCUAUCUCAGCAAUGGCAGCUGUAACCAAGAACCUUGCGUUCGCAAUCACGGGGUCAACAUCAUUCGAACCACCCUUCCUUCUCGCAAAGCGGUUUUCGACACUGGACCAUCUAACAGAUGGUCGGUUUGGAUGGAACAUCGUGACUUCGUGGAAGAAGGCUGCUUUCAAGGCCAUCGGCAUAGAUACUCCAAUUGAGCACGACGAGCGAUACCUUCAAGCAGAUGAAUAUCUUCGCGUGUUGUAUAAGCUCUGGGAAGGUUCAUGGGCACCGGACGCACUUUCGCCAAACCCCGAGGCAGAUUCAUACGUAGACCCUGACAAAGUCCGCCAGAUCAACCACAAGGGGAAGUACUUCUCUGUCAACUCGCGCCACAUUGUCGACCCGUCGCCACAGCGAACACCCUUCCUGUUCCAGGCAGGCACAUCUCCAGCAGGAUCAACAUUCGCAGCCGCUCACGCUGAGGGUAUCUUCGUGUCGAGCCAUUCGCCGGCUGUUCUUGCUCCCAAAGUUGCCGCGAUCCGCAAGAAAGCCGCGGACCAGGGUCGUGAUCCGCAAUCGAUCAAGUUCUUCUCGACCUUUACCCCUAUCCUGGGACGUACCGACGAGGAAGCAAAGGCAAAGUACGAGGAGCUGAAGAAGAAUGCCUCCGUCAUUGGAGGACUGGUCUUGUUCAGCGGAUGGACAGGCAUUGACAUCUCCCGUAUACCACUAGAUCAGGAUAUCACGGCCGCCGACUCACUCGAGGCUAACAAGGUGACCAGUAUGCUUGACAGCUUUACCACGACAAGCGAAGAUGUCCCGCGGUGGACUCCCCGUGUUGUCGCAGAGAAAGCUGCCAUUGGCGGUUUGGGACCCCUUGGUAUUGGGACACCUGAGAAGGUGGCAGAUGAAAUGGAGCGUUGGGUCCGAGAAGCGGAUUUGGAUGGAUUCAAUAUCGGUUAUGUCACCACGCCGGGAACCUUUGAAGACGUCGUGGACCUUCUGGUGCCGGAACUUCGUCGACGAGGCAUCUAUCCGGAGGCAACAGAGGAGGGAUUAACGGCGCGCGAGAGGGUGUAUGGGAAGGGCCAGGCCGGGCUGAGAUCUGACCAUACGGGCAGUCAGUACAAAUACGACGUGUACCAGGAAGAGGCGCCAUACGAGGGCAAUUGA